CGAAGUAAGUUAUUAUGCACAUUAAUGGUCCAGGAGGUGUUCAGAUGGACAAACCUCCAGCACACAGUUCCUCAGACUCCUUGGAUUAAUAAGUCAGGAAUUUUUCCUAAUCGUCUAAAUAUGGAUCAACUAAAAUUCGACAAUAGACGUGAAUUAGUUUCUUUGCUAGAAGAUGUUGUAUCACAGAAAAUAGAAAAUACAGAAAAUCAAAUACUAUCUACCGAUAUGCUGGAUUCAAAUGAAGAAAUAAGUGUACAUCAGGAAUUUCCGAUCAAGUUAGGUUGGGCACUAAAGGAAAAUCAAAAAGUUGGAAAAAAGGGAAGUAGUAAAAGAAUUAAUAAGCACAUUGUAGCACUUCUGGAGGGGUAUUUUUUAGCAGGAAAUUUAAAUAAAAGUGAUAGAUAUAGCGCGCAGGAAAUGUGGAAUGAACUUACGAAAUUGAUAGAGGAACUAUUCAAAAUUGGAUAGCCAGGUAAGCCGCUCAACAUAAACAAAAUAUGGCAGGCUGGACAAUCGGUGUAUACUGUAAAUAAUGUUUUAAUAAAAAAUAUCAAGUUUGUGACUGUUACGCCUCUUGUAACUGCAUAAAUAUAGCGUUUUUUAAGCCCGCGUC
Messenger RNA from Rhizophagus irregularis DAOM 181602=DAOM 197198, 613 nucleotides. NCBI's taxonomy places the organism in Eukaryota, Fungi, Glomeromycota, Glomeromycetes, Glomerales, Glomeraceae. The record is from RefSeq and is a predicted model, not a curated record.